GUUGUCAGUAAAAGUUAUAAAUCUGCACUUUCGUGAGUUUAAAGGAAGCCUAGUUUCUGCCGCUUGUUUCUGUUCAAAUGAGAGUGGUGGUCACCCCUCUCCGGUAUGGGCGUGGCAGAAAUACUCGACGGCUUCGCACAUGCGCACAUCAUUUCGAGUAUCGCUUUAGUGAUUAACAUACACAGCAAUGGGCAGUAAGCAGACAGCACAACAGCGGUCUACGUAUAGCCACAAUAGAAAUGCCACACACUAGACAGCUUGUGGUGAUUUCAAAACAGACGAAGAAUGUCCCAAUCGGUGAGGGUGGGAGGCGUGACGAGUUUGUCCUGUUUUUCUUCUUGCUGUUGAAAUGAGAGCUUAGAUCACUGACUGAUCAGAGAGGGAGGGAGGUGGCCAUCAUCCCCUGGCCAUCAUCAAUCUCAAGAGUACCCGGCGCCAUCGCAUCACACAGCUUUGUGUUUCAGUAAGUAACAACCAGUAUGGAGUUAAAAUCCAAGGAAAACCAUAAAAAAUCCGCAAGGAUGUCGCGUAAUUGUGUGUGGCUGAGCACCAGUCUCGGCUAAGCUUCUAAGGGUUGGCAUCUGUUUCACAAGAGAUCUGCAGUGUGGCAUGAGCAUUUUCUGUGAGGAAGACUGGUUGCAAGUGUCUUCAUUGCUCAUGCGUGUGUUAGCAUAAUGUUGCCAGGCGUUGGUGUAUUUGGAACAGGGCAGACAGUGCGUGCCCUGGUGCCAUUGCUCCAAAGAGAAGGCUUCCCUGUUCAGGCCGUUUGGGGCCGUACCCAAGAGGAGGCAGAAUCACUGGCCAACGAGUUGGACAUUCCCUUCUCCACCAGCAAAACAGACGAUGUACUGCUACAUCCAGAAGUCCAUCUUGUCUGUAUAUUGACACCACCACCACACACACGGCAGAUCGCAGUAAAAGCUCUAGGUAUAGGUAAAAAUGUGAUCAGUGAGCAGGCGGCUACAUUGAUGGAUGCUUGUAAGAUGGUGACAGCGGCCAGAUAUUACCCACAGCUUAUGAGUAUUAUGGGAAAUUCCUUGCGCUUCUUGCCCGCCUUCGUCCAAAUGAAACGCAUGCUGGGGGAGGGUUAUUGUGGGACCUUGCAGGUAUGUGAAGCACGUGUAUAUGGAGGCUCAUUGCUCAGUCAGUCAUAUGGAUGGGCAUGGGAGGAGCUUAUGGGGGGAGGUGGCCUUCAUACUAUUGGCUCUUGCAUCAUUGACCUGAUGAGCCAUCUGACAGGGCGUCGGGCCAUGCGGGUGCACGGAAUGCUCCGGACUUUUGCACGUCAGGGUGGUCAAGGGGGAGGAAUUCGUUCUGUAACUGCAGAUGACUACGCUUGCUUUCAGCUACUGAUGAGCGGAGGUGUGGUCUGCAGCGUGACGUUAAACUUUAAUUUGCCCGGCACAGAUAUGCAUGAGGUCAUGCUUGUGGGAUCAUCAGGGCGUCUCAUUGCUCGAGGAACAGAGCUAUAUGGUCAACGGACCAGCAUGCAGAUAGAGGAGAUUCUUCUGAGUGAUGAUGGAGGAGGAGUAGGGCCAUCUGUCAGGGGACUGAACGCCAUGGUGACUCAGCUCAGACUUUCUUUUCAGGCACAGGAGGACAGGCGCUCUUGGGUGCGGCACCCUGUUUCCAUGGCAGCCUCAUUUGAGGAUGGCCUCUAUGUACAGACAGUUGUCGAUGCCAUCAAACGGUCAAAUCGCACUGGAGAGUGGGAGUCAGUGGAGGUCAAGAUCCAGGAUGUGGAUCCUAACCACAACCACUGAGCCCUAUCACACUAAAACCACACACUGUUACAUUCUACACAUAUACAAUUUACAAUGCCUAAGAAGAUUAGGCCUGGUAACAUUAUUGACCCGAGUUUACAAUAAAAUAACUACGUUCGAAUUUUAUCAGUGGACUUAAGACGUCUGUGCUUGUUAAACAUAGAAAAAUUUUAGUUUCAGGACUGUUUUGUUUCUAAUUUACUGUAACACAAAUAAGAUGUGUGAAGCUUAGCUGUGAAACUCUUACUAAUUUUAUGUUGUUUUGAGAUUAAUUUACAUUAUACUGCUUAAGUUUGAGCUCAUUUUUAUAUUUGUAUAAAGUACUGAUUAUAAGGUUUAUUUCUGCUGAUGUUUUGUAUAUGCGAGAAAGUUCAGUGGCACUGAUUUACUUCCUAUGCUGGACACUAGAUAUCAUUACUGUAAUAUGCCCGUGACUUAAAUAAGUAACGUCCAGUGUAUUGGACAUGUUAAUGGUUCUAAUAAGCUGCACAAAGUUUCUUGAAUUAUAUUUUAUUGCAGAA
Molecule: messenger RNA, 2284 nt
Organism: Misgurnus anguillicaudatus (oriental weatherfish)
Lineage: Eukaryota; Metazoa; Chordata; Actinopteri; Cypriniformes; Cobitidae
Gene: gfod2
Product: glucose-fructose oxidoreductase domain containing 2
Molecular function (GO): nucleotide binding
Source: RefSeq, a predicted model, not a curated record